Messenger RNA from Penicillium coprophilum, 1461 nucleotides. RefSeq lists its product as uncharacterized. The record is from RefSeq and is a predicted model, not a curated record. NCBI's taxonomy places the organism in Eukaryota, Fungi, Ascomycota, Eurotiomycetes, Eurotiales, Aspergillaceae. The transcript is spliced from 2 exons. The coding region runs from base 1 to 1461 and encodes 486 amino acids.
AUGGAGUUGGAGGGAAAUAUCCGUACUUGCAGCGACCACUCUCAGUCUAGUCUGUCGCUGUCUCAACCUGGAGGACAUCGAACAGAAAAGCGCAGACUAUUACUGAUUUAUAUCCAUGGUUUUAUGGGAUCAGAAGCUAGCUUUCAUGACCUUCCACUGCAUGUUCAUGAUCUCUUAACGGGAUCUCUGGCGGAGUCGCAUGUGGUCUACACCCGCAUGUAUCCCAGAUACAAGUCUCAGGGCGAGAUUAGAACAGCAGUGGAUCAAUUUAGCACUUGGCUAUCACCACAUGAGGCAGAUGACCUGGAUGUCAUCCUAUUAGGACAUAGUCUCGGCGGCAUCUUAGCUGCAGACGUUGCGCGUCUACAACAAGAUGGACAACCGAAGCAUCGAAUUUUGGGGGUAGUGGGAUUUGAUGUCCCCUUUCUGGGCAUCCAUCCCCGUGUAAUACCGACAGGGACCAUGGGAUCAAUGCCCAAAAAGGACCCAGCAGCUGAAGAGAAGCUCGCAGAAGAACAAGAAUCCCUAGGCUUGAAUCCAGCCUUCAAACCCGCCCCUUCCAACCCUAACUUUGACCCGCCAUUCAUGAACGAUGUGCGUCUGGUUGAUCGUGGCUUCCUCAAUGGGAUUAUGCAUUUUGUCAACAAAAACACCGACAAUCUCUCGCGAUCUAUCUUCGAACGCAUCGUAUCACCCCUAAAAUUUGCCGGUUGUGUUAAUAAUUACUCUGAGCUUCGUCAGCGGUACCGGCACUUGAUGGAGCUGGAAGCUGCUGAGUCCAGUCCCUGGAGAGUACGAUUUGUCAAUUAUUAUACCACGAGCACCGGCCGCAAACCGCGGAAGUCCAAGACGAAACUCGAAAAGAAAGCCGAAAAGUCAGCAAAAAAAGAGAAAAAGGCUACAGCAAGGAUCAAAGCUGAUAUGGAUAAACGUGUGACGGGAGUACAUUCGCAGGAAUAUUCAGAGGCACCAAGUUCCGAAGAAAAUGAAGUAAACACUUCCAUGAGCGACAUGGCAAUAGAAAGAAAGCCGUUGAAGACUGUCGCUUCUCAUUCUUCAAUGGCAACCGAAAAAGCCAGCGGUGACAAGGAUACCCCGCUGGUGGAUGAUACAAGUAUCACAUCGUCUAUCUCAACUGCUGUUGAAUCAGAGGAGUCUCUCUCAGGGAGCACUUCCCUCUCGACAGAGAGUGGGUCCAUCAAUACCCCGGAGUCAUCAGCCCCUUCUCAACAACAACUUCGCAAGUUCAUUCUCUUACCGUCACAUCAUUGGAAGUACAACGAUAAUUCCCAUUGGGAGCCAAUAUUAAUGGAGGAUAUGGACGAAGUCAUGGCGCACCAGUCCAUGUUUAUACCACAGGGUGCAAACUACGACUACCUUGUUGGAAAUAGCGUUGGGCUAAUUGAGCAAUGGAUAGAGAACGAUCUUAGUCGACGUUUUCUCCAAGAGAGUCUCGACUAA